AUGCAGGCCCCAGUGAUCUGCUUAACGCAUGGCGGUGGCCCUAUGCCCAUACUCGGCGACCCUGCGCACGUAAACAUCGUACAGUCGUGGCAAACGCGCGUGCGCAAGCUAUUGAAACUCGGCACCCCAUUGGCUCCCAAAGCCAUCAUCUUGGUCACAGCUCACUGGUCCACGAAACAGCCAACCAUCUCCUCGGGCUCAAGCCAUGAGUUGUAUUACGACUACUAUGGGUUUCCGCAGGAGGCCUACUCCGUCAAGUACAAUGCCAGUGGGUCGCCUGCCAUUGCACAGGAAAUUUUCAAUCGAUUAAAAACGGCUGGGUUCUCGCCUGUAUUAGAUGGCUCGCGGGGCUGGGACCACGGCGUCUUUGUACCGUUGAAGAUGAUUAUCCCCGAUGAAUCGAUCCCUGUUGUUCAGAUGUCUGUACUGGACAGCGAAGACCCAGAGGAACAUUUCAAAAUGGGACAGGCUAUUGCUGACCUGCGCAAGGAAAAUGUCGCCAUCAUUGGAUCUGGCUUUGCCACCUUCCAUAACUUAAGAGUUAUGUUUAGUGGCACGUCGAGAACGCCGACCUUCCAUGCGAAUAUGCGCGAAUGGUCUAGCGUACUCAACGAGGCUGUUAUGACGGAUGAUGCGCAAGAGCGAAUAGCCAAACUGAAGCAGUGGCGAAAAUUCCCGCAUGCCUAUACAAUGCAUCCUAACGGUGGGGCAGAGCAUUUUCUACCGCUUAUCGUGUCCGCCGGUGCUGCGGGCUCAGGAAAGGGGGGGUUGUAUGGAGAUGACUACAUGGGCAAUGACAUGUUCUCAUUCUAUUGGGAAUAA
This is a messenger RNA of Talaromyces proteolyticus, 822 nucleotides long. Its product is annotated as Extradiol ring-cleavage dioxygenase, class III enzyme, subunit B. Gene Ontology annotation, molecular function: ferrous iron binding; oxidoreductase activity, acting on single donors with incorporation of molecular oxygen; zinc ion binding. Lineage: Eukaryota; Fungi; Ascomycota; Eurotiomycetes; Eurotiales; Trichocomaceae. Bases 1 to 822 code for a protein of 273 amino acids. The transcript is spliced from 2 exons. The record is from RefSeq and is a predicted model, not a curated record.